Messenger RNA from Anisakis simplex (herring worm), 759 nucleotides. Lineage: Eukaryota; Metazoa; Nematoda; Chromadorea; Rhabditida; Anisakidae. The record is from the annotation of a GenBank genome assembly.
CCACGAAUUCCAACGUUAGCCUCAAUUCUUAUUCAACGCAGAAUGACCUUAGCAACAGAUUGGCGUUCAAUUCAUGUGGCUACAUCGAUCGCAUUUAUUACUUCGAUCCAAUUUAGCAUGUAUUUUUCAUCGUUAUGGCCUUAUCUACAACAAAUGGAUCGUUCAGCGACUGAAAACUUUUUCGGCAUAAUAACAGCCGUCUAUAGCCUUGGUCAAGCACUCGCAUCGCCAUUGUUUGGCUUUUGGAGUGUUCGUAUUGGUGCUACAAAGAUACCGAUAUUAACUGGUUUGGUGAUAAUGUUCGUUGGUAAUUUAAUUUAUACGGGUAUUGAUCUGGUCAGUGUAAAUCAACGAUAUGUUAUGCUCGUGGCAAGAUUCAUCACUGGUUUGGGAGGAGGUGCAAUAAGUGUAAUUCGUUCAUAUGCAAUAAUGGCGAGUUCAGUAAAAGAUCGUUCAAAAGCCAUUUCCGAAAAUACAGCCUUUCAAAUCGGUUUAACAUUCCUGGGAUAUCCCGGUUGGGGUUUACAUCGCUACCGCUUGAACAUGUAUACGGCUCCAGCAUUUUUGGCUUGUUUUACGGAUUUAGUUGCCAUUAUUCUGCUAUUGACAAUGUUCAACGAGCAAUAUGUAAGUGUCGAAAAAAAGAAGAAUACUGCAGGCGCAACUCAAGGUAGUUACAUCAACUCAGAUUCAUACAUUUCGUUUAUGGACUCGUUUAGAGACUGUUGGAAAAUGUGCUCAGUUGAAUUUUAUAUGUAG